This is a messenger RNA of Notothenia coriiceps (black rockcod), 521 nucleotides long. RefSeq names its product E3 ubiquitin-protein ligase RNF34-like. Gene Ontology annotation, biological process: proteasome-mediated ubiquitin-dependent protein catabolic process; protein K48-linked ubiquitination; negative regulation of extrinsic apoptotic signaling pathway via death domain receptors. Gene Ontology annotation, cellular component: cytoplasm; plasma membrane. The annotation marks the transcript as partial. The record is from RefSeq and is a predicted model, not a curated record. Gene Ontology annotation, molecular function: ubiquitin protein ligase activity. The transcript has 3 exons. Lineage: Eukaryota; Metazoa; Chordata; Actinopteri; Perciformes; Nototheniidae.
UACUUCUUGCUGUUUAGCUGACUUACAUUGCAUUUAGGAGGUUCUUAACUUAUUCUUAUUCUUCUAAACAUAUUUUAAACUACACAUUUCAAUAUCAUAUUUUUAAAUUCGACUUUGACACGUACUGUGUUCUUUUUUUUCAAACGGCAUUUGUUUUGAGUUGAGUGAUUUCAUAUUUGGGCAUUACCUUGAAACAACGUUCUACUUUCUACUCAAACAGGAACAAGAGGAUACUCCAACAGCAUCUCUUUUGAACCUGGAGCCCACUGAAACUUUAAUGGAGGUCAGUCCGGCGACACAGAGGAGGAUCAGGGCCUCGCUGUCUGAUCUGGACAAUGAAGAGGCGAUAGAAAACCUCUCCGUGCGCCAGCUCAAAGAGAUUCUCGCCAGGAACUUUGUCAAUUACUCCGGCUGCUGCGAGAAGUGGGAGCUGCUGGAGCGAGUGCAUCGACUCUACAGAGAAAAUGAGCAUAACAGGAAAUCCAUGGAAAAUGUGAGCAUAACACCUAACACAUGUGCAG